Messenger RNA from Oreochromis aureus, 2483 nucleotides. RefSeq lists its product as uncharacterized. The transcript is spliced from 6 exons. Gene Ontology annotation, molecular function: DNA binding. The record is from RefSeq and is a predicted model, not a curated record. The coding region runs from base 249 to 2483 and encodes 744 amino acids. NCBI's taxonomy places the organism in Eukaryota, Metazoa, Chordata, Actinopteri, Cichliformes, Cichlidae.
CAUUUUUAAAAUUUCUGUGAUAUAUUAGUCCAGUGAUCUCAAUAAUACUAAAGUGAUUACUGAUUUGUGUUUGUUUGUGGGCCUUUUUUAGAUGGACAACUGAUCUGAAUAAACAUGCCGUGACAACCAAAAGGAUUCGGAUUGGAAAUGUGAGGGCGUUCUUGAAAUUUCUGAUUGAUGCACAACUUCCAGAGGUCAGAGCCUCCCGUAAGGCUUUAAAGUGGACUUUAUUUGCACUUCAGUCAGAGAUGAAGAAGAGCAGGAGGGAGUUACAAACCCACAGGCAAGACAUCCGGAUCAAAAAAUCACAAAUGCUUGUAGAUCCUGCCCACAUCACUGAUUUUAUCAAGAAAGCCACCACACACAUCCCUGAAGCACUUGUCGAGCUUGAGAAAAAUCCCACAACUGAGAACCUAGACUGGUUCUAUGGUCUUCUGGCUGGAUUUGUCAUCUGUACAACUGGGCACAGAAGAGGCGUCAUAUCAAAUAUGACAGUUGAGGAAGUUGGCACUGCUGAAGCGGAUGGUGAUGGCCGGCGGAUAAUCAGAGUAAAAGAGCACAAGACCAAAGAAACAUUUGGCCAUGCACUUGUUCCCCUAACGAAAGACGAAUACAUAUGGUUUCACCGCUUUGUGUACCACCGCCACAGAUACCCUGGUGGAUCAUCACAAUUGAUUUUUGCCAACACCAAUGGAGGACCUUAUUCUAAAAUGCUGACAUCAUUUCAAGAUGCAUGGAGGAAGUUUGGUAUCCCAGGAAAACCAACCUUCUCUAUGAUUAGGAGCAGCAUCAGCACUUUUAGUGGGCGAUCCUUGGGAACCCAAAGCAAGGUACAAGUCCACCGGAUGAUGUGCUAUUCUGAUGCAACUGCAGCGAGAUUUUAUGAGGCAGAUUUAAACUUUGACGAAGCCUUCAAGUGCCGCAACAAUGCUGCAAAAGCACUUGCUGUGAAGAGUAGAAUCAGAGACUCUGAGGAAUCUACAACCUCAGAAGACAAUGAAGAUGUGUUGCAGAGAAGAUAUUCUGGACUGAAGAAAAGAAAGUCUAGCCAAAAUGCCACAAGACGAGAAAUUGUGAAAAAGAAGACCAAACAGCAUGCAAACACCAUUGACACAGACAGCAGCAAAGAUGAACGUAACAAUGAAGUCAGGAAAAUCAUUGACCUGACAGCAGGAAACACAUCUGGAAAACACCCACAUAAACAGAGUGGCAGGGGAAGAGGAGAAGUGAGGGUAGAAGAAGACACAACAGGUGAAGAAGAUAUGCCAGGGAUGGUGACUACAGAGAGUAGUGAAGGUGAAGAUUAUGAUGAUAACUGUGAACACACUGACCUUACAGCAGCAGGUACAUUGGGAUCCACCAAAGGUAAAGAUAAUGCUAAAGAAAAAGGAAAAGCCACAAAGGACACAGGACACUUGUAUAGUCGUACUCAAUUUCUUAAAAAGAAGUUUAAAUGUUGGGAACAUCCUAAAAUUAUCUCAGAAAAAAUUGCAAUCCAAACACAAAUACAAAAAGUUGUUAGACCGAAGGAAACAACUGAGGGUGUGAACCAAACACAGACGGAGACAAGAGAUGAAGACAAUGAAGCCUUGAGGCCAGAAAGCUUGAGUGAAAAUGAAAACAGUAUACAAACAGUGACUACAGAUAAUGAAGAAGACAAAGCUGAAGAUGAAAAUGGUCCCUUGGUGAACACAACAGACAUAGACCAAGAUGCUUCCACUGGACUAGUGAGAAGAACUACAGAAAAAAUAAAAGGAAUGAGCACAGAGGACAUAGGCAGAAAUAAACAUGGACCACAGACAAAGACGACAACCGAGGAAAACUGCAAUUUGAGAUCAGAGGGAACAACAGAGGAAGGAAUGAGAACACAGACAGAGACUACAGAAAAAGACAAAGCAGUCAGCACAGAGGACACAGGCAUAAAGGAACAGGGACCACAGACAGCAGGAGUUACAACAGAGGAAGGAAUGACAACACAGACAGAGACUACAGAACAAGAGAAAGGAUUGAGCACAAAUGACAUAGCUGAAGAUGAAAAUGGGCAACACACAGUGACUACAGGUAAAGACAAAGCACUGAGCACAGGGGACACAAACAUAAAGGAACAGGGACCACAGAUGGAGACAAUGGUGGUGGUGCUGCAGGCGACGGUGUGGAAAACACAGGUGGUGAUGCUACAGGCGACGGCGAUGGCUGGAGCAGUUCCUAGGACCCUCCAGCAGAUGCAGAAGACGGCUGAGGCAAUCCCUUGGACUCUCCAGCAGAUGCAGAAGAGAGCUGAAGCGAUCCCUCGGGCCCUCCAGCGGAGGCAGACGGCUGGAUGGGCCCCUCCAACCCUCCAGCGGAGACAGACGCAGAACCAAAAAGUACAGGGACCUCAGGCAGACACAGAGAGGAACCAGCAGGUGCAGGGACCUCUGGCAGAUACAGAGCAGAACCAGCAGGUGCAGGGACCUCUGGCAAGCACAAAACAGAACCAGUAG